Messenger RNA from Vespa crabro (European hornet), 6195 nucleotides. Its product is annotated as sodium-coupled monocarboxylate transporter 2-like. The transcript is spliced from 9 exons. The coding region runs from base 291 to 2081 and encodes 596 amino acids. Gene Ontology annotation, cellular component: membrane. The record is from RefSeq and is a predicted model, not a curated record. Gene Ontology annotation, molecular function: symporter activity. Lineage: Eukaryota; Metazoa; Arthropoda; Insecta; Hymenoptera; Vespidae. Gene Ontology annotation, biological process: transmembrane transport; sodium ion transport.
AUUUCCGUGGGUUCCGCACGAAUCCAUUACUUCUUCGUUAUGUACCACCUCUUUCUAUAGUAUCAGGAUCUGUAAAAUCUGUUUACAUACUUACCUCCUAUAUAUUACUUGUGUAUACAUAACUUACUUGGUAUAAACUAUAGAAUUGUUAUGUCCAUCGUGUAUUAGAUGAAACGAGUUUCAAAGGAAAAGAGCGUAACAAAGAUAAGUCGCAGCGACGUACGUAAAAGUACUUGCUAUACCUACUUAUCCUACCUACUGUAUACCACGGAAAAAGCGUGCAAUUGAAAAUGUCUCUCAACGAUUCGUCGAUUCUCAAUUCCGAAAUUUCUGACCGUUUCAUUUUCGGAUGGACCGAUUACGUCCUUUUCGCUAUGAUUCUAACGGUCAGCAUCCUGAUUGGAAUUUAUUUCGGCUUUUUCAGCAAGCAAGACACAACCAUGGAAUAUCUUUUAGGUGGAAAGAGAAUGGGAUUCUUCCCAAUAGCAAUGAGUUUAAUAGCCAGCCAUAUAUCAGGUAUUACGCUAUUAGGAGUACCAUCCGAGGUCUAUCAAUACGGAACUCAAUAUGCGGCCUGCAUUAUUACGUCGAUCCUUUCGUGCUUCAUCAGUGCUUACGUAUUUCUGCCGGUUUUCUUCAAACUCCAACUAACCAGUACCUUUGAAUACUUGGAAGUCAGAUUCAGCAGGCGGGUUAGGAUACUUUGCUCUCUUUUAUUCCUCAUAUCGUUACUGAUGUAUAUACCCAUCGUAAUCUACGUACCGGCUUUGGCAUUCUCUCAAGUAACCGACUUCAGUCUGCAUACCAUUACGCCCGUCCUUUGCGCCGUUUGCAUCCUUUAUACGAGCAUAGGUGGCUUAAAAGCGGUCGUUUGGACGGAUACGAUCCAGUUUACUGUUACGAUCGGAGGUUUAUUCGCCGUUCUUAUCUUAGGUAUAAAAUCUGUUGGCGGAGUAUCGGAGGUAUGGAAACGCUCCGAGAUGGGUAAUCGUCUAAUAUUCUUCAACAUGGAUGUCAGCCCUUACGCUAGAAAUACAUUUUGGGGAAUGACGAUAGGAAUGACGACGACGUGGCUCGUACAUCUUGGUAUACAUCAAGGAUGCGUUCAGAGGUACCUUUCUGUACCAAAAGAAAGAGAUGCGAAACGAGCGCUGGGCAUAACAGCUGUGGGUUUGAUCGUCGUUAAGCUCGUUUCCGUUUUCACGGGAUUAAUCAUAUUCGCCAAAUAUUAUGAUUGCGAUCCUUUGCUUUCCAAGACAAUAAAAAGGGCCGAUCAAAUCUUACCUUAUUACGUAAUGGACGUGGCAGGAAACGUACCAGGACUGCCAGGUUUGUUCUUAGCCGGUCUUGUAAGCGCAGCUCUCGCCACAAUGAGCGCUAGCUUAAACACCAUGUCCGGUACGAUCUAUAAAGAUUUUAUCGAGCUCUGGAUACCGGACGGGCCAAAAAAAGAAGCUCGAGCAGCUACCAUCAUGAAGAUAAUCGUACUUAUCAUUGGCGGAAUUUCGGUAGGUUUAGUUUUCGUCGUCGAACAUCUAGGGACAGUUUUCCAAAUGGCCAUUAGCAUACGCAGCGUGACCGAUGGCCCUUGGCUCGGUUUAUUUCUACUCGGAAUGUUGUUCCCAUGUUCCAACGCGGAAGGAGCUCUUUUAGGUGGUUUCGUGUCCUUGAUCGUUAUGUUUUUCUUAGCCGGAGGAUCGGAAUGGUACAUAGCAAAUGGACAAAUUCAUAAGAUUUUAUUGCCAGUGUCCAUCGAGGGAUGUUCUUAUCCGUUAAACGAAACAGAUAUCACCACUCGAGCUCCGUUAACGCUAAACGAAGAACCAAUGGGCAUCUUCAAGAUAUCCUUUAUGUACUUUACCCUUAUAGGCUCGCUAAUUGUCGUUGUAGUAGGUGUUAUUGGAAGUUAUCUAUUUGGUAAUGUCGAUCUAACUGAGAUCGAUCCUGACCAUAUAUCUCCGAUAAUGAAAAGGUUCCUGCCACGUAAAGAAUAUACGGAAGUAUCAUUAAAAUCAAUGCCGGAGGAAUUCGAAAUGAGUAAGGACAUCGAUCGUCAAAUAAUAAAGAAACAGAACGAGUAAAGACGAUUAGCGUGGCGAAAAGGAACGUAUCCUACCAAGACGAAUACUCUAUAUAUAUAUAUAUGAAUGUAUGUAUGUGUAUGUAUGUAUGUAUGCAGCUUGAAUGGAAAUAUACGUGAAAAGCACAGAGAGAAUCGAGGUUGAUCCUGAGUGGACCAAAUAGAAAGCACACGCAGCUUCUUUAUCGAUUUGCAAGCGCAAGCGCCGGUCGACCUGCCGUUCUCGGCACGCAUCGACGAAUCCCGGCUAUUUUCGGCUACGCAGUACCGUUUCAAACGGCCUGUCGCGGUGAAUCCGUAUUAGAAGAGCAAUCAUUCGUCUUCGGGCUGCGUAUCGUUUUUCAAAGUCGUCACCAUCACCGGCCGUAUUCCUCCUAGAGAGGUUGAAAAGGGAAAGGAUCGUUUGUGUUUCCAAAAAAAAAAGAAUCCAUUGCUAAUUGACUAAUCGCUUUGAUGCAAUGGACGACGGCUGCAACGACGACGACGACGAUGACGACAACGACGAUGGCGAUGACGACGACGACGACGACGACGACGACGACGAUGGCGAUGACGACGACGACGAUGGCGACGACGACGACGGCGACGACAACGAUGAAUAACAAAAUGAAUGACAAUAACGAUCGAGAAAUAAUUUUGAAAAUAAUAAUGGAAAAUUGGUCUCAAAAUUUCAUCUCGCUAUUCGUCUUAACCCGACUCGGCUCUACUCGGUGAUAAGAAAUUAAAAUGAGGGGAAAAAAAUUGAAAAUAAGAUGGGGGAAAGAUCGAACGGUAUGAUACAGCCCUGUAAAACGUUCCUCGCGGCUGCUCGGAGGUGGACGGUCGUCCUCGCUUACCUCCUCGAGGGUAAAACGACCGCGCCUACACGUGGAGUAAGCACCAGCAAUUCUCGUCGUCGGUUAAGUCUCGAACGGAGGGAGUUUCGGCCGUGCCGUGACACGAUCAACAAGUACAUACGCGGCGUAACGAUGCACGCAUAAGAUCGCUCUCGCUUUGGUUAACUUUCUCUCAGCCGCGUGCGCUCUGUUUUUGCCUCUUGUCUCGUUCUUCCGUUUCCUUUCGCUCGAUCGACCGCAAUGUUUAUAAUCGCCAGGACUUGAAAGAAUCGUAGAAGGAGAAGUAGUGUACGGUGCUCGUUUUACGAUCAAAGUGUCGUGUAAACCGAAAGAAAUUCUUAUCCGAACAGACUGGUCAAAUCAAGCUCCGAUCGAAGUCACUGAUUGCAGUAAAGAAAAAAAAUGAAAUAUUUUGGGCGCAACUCGGACGCUCCGUUGAUAACGAGUAAAAUAGGAUUUAGUCGGUAUGACGAAACGACAUGCAUUCCUUCGACUUGACGUUCGUCGCUCGAGAUACUCUUCGAGGGAAAGCGCGAGGAGUGCUCCGCGAAAUGCGAAAUGCGAAUACGCCGGAACGAAUUCCAGAAAUAAUAUUAACCGAAGGACGAUUCAGGAGGUGGAAUAUUUACUUACGUUAGACCGCCGUCUUGCUUUUAAUAAUAGAUAAAAACGUAGGGGCGGGCUCGCGCGCCUGAAAAAGAACGAAAACGGUUCACAGUUUAACGAGACGAACUCUCGACUAUUAUCUCAUCGUGCUGCACCAUUUCGACAUUUUCGAUUGAACGACGUUUUUCCCUAAAUUUUACCCUCGGUCCGGCUGGAUUUACAAAAAGAAAAAAAAAAAGAAAAAAAAAUCGAAAGAAGGAGAGAACGUCGUCAUUUCGCAGUAAGAUAGUAAGAUAGUAAUUUUUUUUAACGAGAUAGUUGAACUAACGAGAUUGCUCGUCGUUGUUCAUCGAUCGAUCGAUCGAUCGAUAACCGUGCUUCGUCCCUCUAAUCUCUAAUUUGUAAUCUAAUACGUUAAUAUAAUUUAUUCAAAGUUCGUUCCGCGAUGACGUCACAGAGAUCGAGUAAUGCUACGACACGUAUGUCCUAUUGGAAAUGAUGUCGUUGCCGUACAAAGGUCUUCUUGGAUCGUCCAUACUGUUAAUGAUCGCUCUGGUUGCCUUAUUGACGAGCAAGCGGUACGGCUUGGAAACGCGUAAAAAGGAUAAGGACGCUUUGCUGCUCGAUAUUAUAGCAAACAUAAGCGGCACCAUAGAUAAACUCAGCACUGGCUUCGACGGGAUGGCGAUGGAAACGGAAAUGGCAAGGAGUCGGCUCAAGCAACUGGUUGCCCUUCAUCGGGAGAAUGCUGCAAUUUGUGCGAUGAUGCAUGAGCAACGAAGAAAGAAAAUAUUAAGGAAAGCGACGAAGCGCGUGUGACAAAUUCGAGCGUCAUCAAAAUAUGUCGAAACACUAGCCGAGAAUCGGACAGUUUUAAUUUAUCGACUCGGGAUCAGAUGUGAAACUCUGCGCUAUGGUGUAUAGUAAUAUAUCUUACUUCUUAAAUACCAAGAUACGAGAUGAUAAAUGUCAAAAUAGACGAACGAUAAAAUAAUGAAGUAACACUUGAGCCGAUGUCGACUUCUAAAUAAAUUUCGAAAGAUUCGUAUUAAAUUAUUUCUUUAUACGCCUCUUAUUUUACUACGUAUACCAUAUAUCGAUAUUAAUUGGUUUAACUUUGUGCGAUCUACCGAGGUAUUGUGAAAGAUUAUCCACGUAGGAAGGAAGCAUCGCUUCCAAAUAUAACAAAUUCUUCUUCUUCAUGGGAAAAAGAAUAAGCACGAAUUGUUGAUUAUUAGCAAGACGAUGACUAACUUUAACUAGAUUUACAAAUGCGAAUGUUGAGUAACAUCUGAUACUGUCUACUAUCACGUUAACUAUACAUAUAAUAUUAUACGGUGCGAUAAUUUUUAACAGGAUGCGAAACGGGAACGUAACUUUCCAGGCGAGAACUUGAUUGCUUACACACCUUGCAAUUAUUGAUAUGCAUACACACACACACACGCGCGCGCGCGCGAUAGACAGUCCAAAGAUACGUUUUCAUCGAUAUACCCUUAAAUACAGUUUGACCAAAUCGCAAGGUGGAACGUAAAUCGCAAUAUAAAUAGAAUUUUGAGAAUUGUGUCGCGCGGAAUUGAUUGAAGUUUAUUUACCGAUAAAGGAGACAUAGAACGAACAACCUAAUUCUCUACUGGACUCGAUAGAGUUAUAUUAUAUAGUAUUAUAUGCCUAACAGUAAUAGUAUCGUAAGUAAAAUAUCGUAAUAAAAAUAUUUAAAAAGGCAUAUAUUUGAAUGAAGAAAACGACCCAAUGAAAUAAUCGCCUUCAUUAAAACGUUGAUGUCUCCUAAGAGACGGCUCCAAAAAAAAGAGAAAAUCAUUCGAAAAAAGACAAUCAUUCGAAAUAUCUACAAAUAGAACAUUUAUUUUUAAUAACGUUGAGUUUUUAUUCUCAAAUAGAUAAGAGAGUGAAAGAUAAGAAAUAAUUUCUUCGAUAUAGGGGCCAAUGACCUACUCGAUGUCCCAAUUAAAUAAGAAAUAUAAUCGUCAAUGUGAAACGCUAUCCCUACCAUUUGAUAGCUGGAUCACAAAUAUGGAAAAUCGAUAAUCUACAGGUACUCGAUUGUUAAUACGUAGGUAAAAUGCAGCACUUCGUUACGUAAAUUACUUUUGUACCUUAAGAAAAAAGUAAAAGAAAGAUACGAACUCGAUGGUACAAUUUGCACUCAUGCACAUUUCAGUUCGUGACAAAUAUAAUGACAAAAACUCGAUAACCCAGCCCCAAUCGAUGAUAUUACGUUCCGAAAAUACACGAAUAAAAUUAUCGUGUCACAUUAUAUGUAAGGUCGUAUUCGUGAAAAAUAAUACAACGAAACUAUAUUCUCGCGGUAAAUACUUUGCGAUAUCAAAUUCUUGUUUCUUACGUUAAAAGAAUCAUUGUCGUACUGUCGUCGCCUACGCAAUAAAAUUUACAGAUAUAAUACUUACAUAUAUGCGAAUAGUUAAACAGAUUCUCUCCGUUAGGAAUUGAAAUAACCUUGCAUGUAUAUUAUUAUAUCUAAAUAAAUUUAAUAAUAUUAAUUUCGAACGGACCAAACUGUUAAAGCUGUUAUUUAUUUAAGAAGGCAUGGGAUACGUUAUAAAAUUAAUUCGAUCGUGAAUGCAUGCUUUCGUCGUCUUCUCAAUUAUUUUUGUAAUCCUAUCUAAAGAAACGAAUAAAGCCAUUCGUCAUGAA